UUCUUCUUUCUUUCGUGUGUGUCUUCUCAAGGAUGACUGCUAACACCCCCCGCCUUCUUCGGCAUCCCUUCCAUGAACAUGCCCUGAUCUUUCAAGAGCUGAGCGAAAGUUUCAGAUUCGAAUGCCAGAUCUGUGGUUUCUCCUCGAAAGGCGUUCCGGCCUACCAUUGCAUAGACUGCGAGUUCUUCCUCCACAAGUGGUGCGCCGAGUUACCUCCCGAGAUUCAGCAUCCCUCUCAUCCACAGCACCCGCUUGUCUUCUCCACAUCAAGCUGGAAUUUACGCUGUUAUGGGUGCCGUAAGGCGCUACGUGGUAAAUGGUAUCAAUGUUUUGACUGUCGGAUAGACUUACAUGUGGGAUGUGCAGCUGCAACUCUCCCUCCUCCUGAAGAAGAAGAGCAUAAGGACGAGCAAAAGCACGAGGAGGAGAUGAUUGAGCACUUUGCUCACGACCAUCCUCUUGCAUCAUUCCACGCGGAUGCGCCAAAUUAUAUCGAAUGCAAGGCAUGCGGAGAGGGUAUCUCCGGUCGUGUUUAUGGUUGCCGUGCAUGCAUAUUCGUGCUGCACGAAUCUUGCGCUCUGGCACCCCGAGAGAUAAUGAAUCAUCCUUUCCAUCCACAGCACCCGCUCACCUUGCUUGUCAAUUCCAAGCCUAGCUUUCGAUGCGAAAUCUGUGGGAGUCGCCGUCUCUUUGCAUACAACUGUAAUGAAUGUGGUUUCAUUCUCGGUGUGAAUUGUGCUGUUUCCAUUAUGCAUCCUCCUCCUCGAAAUGAUCAGAGUUGUAGCACCGACGAUAGGCGAGAUCAUAUCCAUCAUUUUUCCGACCACCACCAACUGACAUAUUUUCAUGCAAAACUGGAGUUUCCUGCCACCUGCAGAUUUUGCAGGGAAGGGAUAUCGGGUGAUUUUUACUGUUGCCCUGACUGCCUUUUCUUGCUCCACCCAUCGUGUUCCAAGUUGACACAAGAGAUUGUGCACCCUCUUCAUCCGGACCACCCUCUCAUUUUCCAAGAAGAUCGUCUUAAGUGCUCUCUCUGCUCUAGUUAUUUAUAUGACUUUGUAUUCAAGUGCGAAGAGUGUCCCUUUGGCCUUCAUGUGAGAUGUGCUCUCCAAUCUCUCUCUUCUAGGAAAGAGGAAUUAACUCUUGACAGUGAGUUUUUCCAUGAACACCCCAUGAGUCUUCGGUGUCUUAAGGGAUGUAAAUCAGUGUGUAUUGUCUGCGAGGGGCCUGUUAAAGGUCUAGGUUAUACCUGUGAAAUUUGUGACUGCGCGGUGAUCCAUAAAACAUGUGCUGAACUGCCACGUGAAUCAGAACGACAACCUAUUCACCCACAGCAUCUGCUUCUUCUUCUUUCUAAGCCACUCGAUAAAUCCAGUCCUUGCUUUGCAUGUCAGGAAAGCUCUGGGGGAUUCACCUUUUGCUGUGAUUAUUGUAAGAUCCAGUUCCAUGCACAUUGUGCUAUGAGGAGGCAGACUCUGAAACACCAGCGUCACGAGCACAGCCUAUCCUAUUUCGAUAAGAUAGGCUGCGAACUAUACAGUGCACAAUGCAAUGUGUGUUACGAUGAUUGCAGGAUCGACUUCUACCGCUGUGUUCCGUGCAACUAUAAUCUUCACUUCAGUUGCAUGUCUCUGCCCCCUUCUGUUAAACACGAAUUCCACUUCCAUCCACUGGUGCUCCGUGAUAGAGUUGUUGAUGAAUAUUAUGAUUAUAAGGAGCAAUAUUGCGACGUUUGUGAGACACUCAGGAACCCAGAACAUGGUGUAUAUUAUUGCGAGGAGUGUAAUUAUGAUGCUCAUAUCGACUGCGUCAUCCCCAAGGGAGAUCUUGAGAGAGGAAGACAAAUGAAAGACCUUAUGCUCAAGCUCAAGCUCAAGCAACUGGAUAAAGAUAUUUCAAUUGCAGAAGCAAAGAUGGAGGAACUGAAGAAAAAAUGGGAAAUGUCAAUGGAAGAGCUGGAGGAACUUAAGAAAAAGAAACGAGAGCUCUCAGGUGCGAUGGAAGCAGAGUUGGACAGGGCAUAAAUUGAAACAUGGAGUCUCAUAAUGCUUUCUCUUGGCGUAUCGUUCAUACUAACAGGGAUCUCAUGCAUCCAUUGGUCAAAACAGAUUUUCUUCACUAUGUGCGUCUGUUAGCAGUCGAUCUUAUUCUACACUAGUCAUUUUGAUUGUGGCCUGAAGUUGCUUCUAAGACCAGAUUACUGAAAAUAAGUGUUCAUGUACUUCUGAAAAGACAAUUGUGUGAUCUACACUCAUCAUGAGUUCCUAUAAACUUCCUUUACUUGUCCAUAUAUUCAUUAGGCAAUGCAGAUCGUCUCCCAUGAGCUCGGAUAGAUAAGGAAGGAGCCUAGGAUGGGGAAUGAAAUCGGAGUCCUGUAUCGCUCUUUCUUGGUAUUUGUCAUUAUUGAGAAGUAUAUUGUAUUUAUGUA
Messenger RNA from Punica granatum (pomegranate), 2428 nucleotides. Lineage: Eukaryota; Viridiplantae; Streptophyta; Magnoliopsida; Myrtales; Lythraceae. The record is from RefSeq and is a predicted model, not a curated record.